Molecule: messenger RNA, 5894 nt
Organism: Drosophila persimilis
Lineage: Eukaryota; Metazoa; Arthropoda; Insecta; Diptera; Drosophilidae
Gene: hep
Product: dual specificity mitogen-activated protein kinase kinase hemipterous
Exons: 10
Coding region: 362-4150 (1262 amino acids)
Biological process (GO): protein phosphorylation
Molecular function (GO): ATP binding; protein kinase activity
Source: RefSeq, a predicted model, not a curated record
UCUCGCCGCUGUCGCUGUUUUCUUUUUGUGAAUUUUGUUUUUGUUUCGGCCACAACAGUUAACUAUUUGUGCAAAAGCGCGUGUGCACUGCCCCCACCCCUCGACCAAAAAUACAGUGAAAGAGAGGGAAAGGAAGAAUAAAAGGAAAAGCCCAAGAGACACUCACACUCACGCGCGCGCUGAGUGUGUGCGUGUGUGUGUGUGUGUGUGUGCUGCGGACCGCCGCCGCCACCGCUGCCGCUGCAGUACGAAAAAUCGAAGAUCCCAGGACCUGCUCUGCUCCUCCGCCGCCAUCGCUCUCGUGCUGGUCAAAGAGAAGAGAAAGAGAGAAGAGAGGAGCAUCCCGUAAAGAACCGUAACAAUGUCCACCAUCGAAUUCGAAACGAUUGGCAGCCGACUGCAGUCGCUGGAGGCUGCGCUGCAGGCGCAGAACGAAUCCCAUGAACAAAUCGUCUUAUCGAGGCCGCGCGGCGGCAGCAGCGGCGUCAGCGGAGGCUCCUCAUCGCUGGCGCGUGUCCAACCAGCACCGGCAGCCCCCGGCAGCCUUGCCGCCACCUCCACCACAGUUGGAUCGGCCAUCAGCAUAGCCUCUAGACCCGCGCCACCAGUUCCUCAGCCAGCGCAGGCCCCCACAGCGGGCGUCUAUGGCGGCACCUUUAUCCCGCCCACCACCAGGAGUCCGCGUCCCACUCCAAACCUGCCACUGUCCGAGGCUGGCACGAAUCGGCGCCGUAUGAUCCUGUCGCUGCCCACACAGCCGCACCCCUCAGAAACGGAGACGGACAAGAAGCUGAAGAUCAUCAUGGCCCAGACGGGCAAGCUGAACAUAAACGGGCGCCAGUACCCGACGGACAUCCACGAUCUGCGGCACCUGGGCGACCUGGGGAACGGAACCAGUGGCAAUGUGGUGAAGAUGCUGCAUGUGUCCAGCGAUACGAUCAUUGCCGUGAAGCAAAUGCGGCGCACGGGCAACGCGGAGGAGAACAAGCGCAUCCUGAUGGAUCUGGAUGUGGUGCUCAAGUCCCACGACUGCAAAUACAUUGUCAAGUGCCUCGGCUGCUUUGUGCGCGACCCCGACGUGUGGAUCUGCAUGGAGCUGAUGUCCAUGUGCUUCGACAAGCUGCUCAAACUCUCCAAGAAGCCGGUGCCCGAGUGCAUUCUCGGCAAGGUCACAGUGGCGACGGUCAACGCCCUGUCGUAUCUGAAGGACAAGCACGGGGUCAUCCAUCGGGACGUGAAGCCCUCGAACAUACUGAUCGACGAGCGCGGCAACAUCAAGCUCUGCGACUUUGGGAUCAGCGGUCGUUUGGUGGACUCCAAGGCCAACACGCGCUCGGCUGGCUGUGCGGCGUACAUGGCGCCGGAACGAAUCGAUCCAAAGAAACCAAAGUAUGACAUACGCGCCGAUGUCUGGUCGCUGGGCAUCACGCUCGUGGAGCUGGCCACUGCGCGAUCCCCCUACGAAGGCUGCAACACGGACUUUGAGGUGCUCACCAAAGUGCUGGACUCGGAGCCGCCCUGCCUGCCCAGCGGCGAGGGCUUCAAUUUUAGUCACGAGUUUCACGAUUUUGUCAUCAAGUGCCUCACAAAGAACCAUCAGGAUCGACCCAAGUACCCGGAGCUCCUGGUUCAACCGUUCAUAAGGACCUAUGAGACAACCAAAGUAGAUGUUCCAAACUGGUUUCAGAUGGUCAUGGAGACGGCCGGCAAGCGGCUGCGCGUCAAUGGCGAUCCCACGCUGAAGAGACCAACAACAACAACAACAGGAGCGGCAACAACAGUUGGAAAUGGUGCAGCCGGAGAACCAGGAUCAGGAGCUCCAACAGCAGCAUCAGUGAUGGGACCAGGAUCAGGAGCAGCCCCAACAAAAUACGGCAGAGCGGCAAUAUCCUACCAAGCUCCGAGCACCAUGAAUCCACAGAAGACAAUAAAACCCACGCAGAUACCAAGCUACCAGCAACCACAGGCGCAUCAGCAACAGCAACAGCAGUCGCAGUCGCAGUCGCAGUAUUUCAUACAAUCAGCCACACAACUACCUCAAACAACAACAACAAAAGCAACAACGACAGCAGGAACAACCACAAACUGCUUCGGGCACAGCGGUGGGAGCAGGAGCGGUAGCAGCAGUGCCAGCCCACUGUCGCCGGCCAGUGGGCUAAGCGCCAGCCCGCUGUCGCCGCCGAGUGGAGGCAUCAGCGCCAGUCCACUUUCGCCGCCCGGUGGCAUCAGCGACAUAAGCAAACUGUAUCGGAAGUCGCCCUUCAUGCAGCGGAAGCUGAGCAACGGAAACCCUCAUCAUUAUCAGCAGCAGCACUACAAAUACAGCGAUGAGAGCCCCAAGAAGGAGUCGAUGUUCAGCAGUAUUGGCCAAUCGAUUCUACGCAAUCUGACGACAUCGCCCUUCAGCCAAAAGAAACACCAUUCAACAUCGUCAUCGUCGGCAUCGACGACACCAACAGCAACAAAAUCAACAGGAAUAACAACACUGCCGCACAACAACCAAACCGCAACAACCACGGAUAAAACAGCAUCAGCAGCGCCAACGUCAACGCCCACAACAACAACAACAACAGCGACAGCGAAAGCACCCAGCACGCCCCAAUGGCGACUGCCAGAGGAUAGUCCCUUAGCCUACGACAGCUGUGAUAGUAGUAGUAAUGUGAAUGUGAAUGCGAAUGCGAAUGCGAGUACCCUGACCUUGGGCCUAUCCUCCCCCUCGCCAUCGCUGCAGCGCAGGCCAUUUCCCACAGAGAUACAAACGCAGGCGGCAACAACAGGCUCGUCGGUGACCUUGCAGCUGAACAGCCAACUGCAGCAGCAGCAGCAGCAACAACCACAGCGCCUGCAGCCAGGAAAUCAAAGCCCCAUAGUAUUGCAACGCUUCUACCAUCAGCAGAACCAGCUCCGCGAGAAGGAGGCCGCCGAGCGGUACCAACAGCAGCGCCAGCAGCCAGUCGGCGGCACCAGCACGAAUCCAUUCCACAGCAACUACGUGCCGCCGCCGCCCUCGACGCACUCCACAUCUAGUCAGUCGUCCACGCAGUCGACGUGCUCGCAGAUUGCGGCCCCCCUCGCCAGCCUAUCGCCGCCCGGAGCGACGGCGGCAGCGGGACACUUUAGGGUGGGCAGUGCGGAGCAGCUGCAGUACCAGCCGCUGCCCCUAACGACGGCGGAGGUGGCCACAAGUCCCAGAUCUCCAGAGCAGCCGCAACCGCAGCCCCUGCACCACCAGCAGCAGCAUCCACAGCUGGAGUAUGGCGGUGGGGGAGGCGGUGGCGGUGGCGGGGGCGGUGGCGGUGGCGUUGGGGGAUCGAUGGUGGCCAGCAAGCUGAGCAAGCUGUAUGCCCGCCGGCAGCUUUUGGGCCAGAGCUCGAGCAGCAGGGCGAGCAGCAACAGCCUGGACGCGAAGGAGCAGCACGAUGCGGGCUGGUUCAACACUCUCGCCGGCGCCAUGAAGCGACAAUUUGCCACCUAUGUUAAAACCCAAUUGAAUUCCACAGCCACGUCACCAGUGGUCAGCGCGGGUGAGCCACAGCUACAGCCACAGCCACAGCCACACCUCCUGCCCAUGGAGUCCAUGUCGAGUCCUGUUCAGCUCCAGUCGCAGUCGCAGUUGCAGUUGCAGUCGCAGCCACAAAUGCAGUCGCAGGUACAGCCGCCGGCCUACAGGAGUGUCGUGAACAACGGAGGAGGCGGCAAGGCCUACUACUAUCGCACCCUCUCCGCGGCGAGCAGCAGCAGCAACACCAGCCAGAGCACCUCCCCUACCACGGAGCCGCUGGCCAGCAGCGCUGGCUUCCUGCGGCGCUAUGCCAGCAGCGGUGCCGGUCCCGGAGGCGGAGGCAGCAUCAGCACACCCCCCAGUCCGCACAUCCUCGCCGGACUGGAUCGCAGGCACCGCAGUCCGGACCCGCCGCCACGCUACAAUCGCGGCCAGUCGCCGUUGCUGCUACGCAAGAAUCUGCUAGAGCUGAGUGGACAGCCGCCGGGCUCCCCCCUGCUCCAUAGACGAUAUGUGUCGGCGUCGCCGCCGUUGCCCCCGCCGCGACGCGGCUCUGAGAGCGUGCCCGGAUCGCCACAGCACUUCCGCACCCGCAUCCACUACACCCCCGAGCCCCAGAGACGCAUCUAUCGCACCAUAGAUCAAUGAGUGGCGCUGCAAAUCAUGGUCAUGUGAUGCUGGUAUGGCUUCGAUGACGAUGCCGGGGGCGCAGGUGGCUCCGAUGCAUCCGUUCUGGAUGCGUCGCCAGGGGACGCAUCGCUGUCGAUGCCCGACCCUCGCGGCCACUUGAGCGCCGGCCCAACGCUGGGGGGGAUGAGCGGAGCGGGUCGUCGGGCAUGCUCGGCGAGUGGUUCGUAUGCCAGUUUGUAUGCGGAUGCCAAUGCGGAUAUGGAUACGGAUGCAAAUGGGGAUGGGGAGGCAUGGCCAGAGGCAGGAGCAGGGGCAAAAAACAGGCGAAAUGGGAACAGAUGGAUGGACAAGGCGCCGUGGACAUGUGAUUGAGACAGACAGACGGACAGACAGACCGAAACAUAUAGAGAGAAAAAGCAAACGAAAGUGUUCAAAAGUCUUAUACGUAUAAGUGUUUGGCCUCAGCGAUUCCUCAUCUUAGAAAUCCCUAAAUCUAAUUUAUACUACUUCUUCCGCUGUGUUUAUCUUUUCCUUUUUCUUAUUAUUUUUGUUUAGAAUCAGAAUCAGAAGAUACAUAUAUCGAUCUAUAUACGAGUAUAUAUAAAUUCCUUUGUGCAAUAGUUGAAAGCAAUAAUGUUUGUCCAUUGAGAUAUCUAUCUAUCUAUCUAUCUAUUAAUCUAUCUAUCUAUCGUUCAGUCGCCUGUAUGCCCCUUUCAAUGUUAAAUGUUUACAUUAUACAACUAUAUACAGAGAUAUACACAAGCAUAUACCUAUUAUGUACAUGAAUAUACAUGUAUGUAUAUUCCAUAUAGGAGUCAAGAGCAAUUUCGAUUUGUACGAGUUAUACACUUCAAAACAAAACAAGCAACCAAGCAAUCCCCAGGAGAGACUCUUCCUCUGUAAAUAUGUAUUUUUAGUCCAUUCGACAUGUUCCUUAACCAGACCCAGACCCAGACCCAGCAUUCGCAUACCCCCCCUGCCACUCACUGCAUGUGCAUACGUAUGGUAUGAACAGACGGACAUAGUACGUAUACAUAAGAAUAGGAUAGAAGGCAUAUACAUAGUCCUAUCCUGUGUGUGUGUGUGUGUGUGUGUGUGGAAAACUGAAACCAAAUUCUAAUCACAGUUUGUGUGGCCUCGUGUUCUUUGUUCCUCCUGUGCGUGCGUGCAAGAAAGUACAUAGUAUGUAACCUAUUAGCCACAACUCUAGUAACUGUCUAGUAACCCCAAAAGAGAAGAACUUUCGUUGAUUUGUAUUUGUAUAGAAGAGCCUUGUGUAUAUAAAGAGAGAGAGAGAGAGAGAGAGAGAGUGUAGAGUGUAGUGGGAGAUGUAGGCGGAUGUGUGCUGUUUGCAACCACAAAACAGAAGGGAAAUCCAAGCACAUCACAUGCGAAGAUAUUGUAACCGACUACUGUAACGAUUAUGAUAAUGCAAAUGUUUUAUUUAUUAUAUAUGCAUUCGGCAACAAGCAACAAUUCAUGAAACGAUCUGUUUUCGACUGAUUUAUGUGUUAAAGUUUAAGCUUUGGUACCGAGUAUGUCUAGGCCUAUGUAUGUAUGUAUAUUUUGAAGCGAGCAGUAUCCUUGGCUGUGCGUGUACGCCUGGCACGAUCUUCUGGUGCACCCUAUACGCACACCCAUCCAUGCUGUACUCUCUAUACACAGUCUGUGCGAGAUGUGUACGUACGUUUUUAGUUUUUAUGCGCAUAUGUAUAUUGUAAAAACAUUCAACUGAAAAACCAUAAUAAACCAUCAAACCGAA